GAAUCCAAGAUAUUCAAACCUUCAGAGGAUACAACUAGCAGAUCAGAGGGCAGUGAUGGUAACACUCCUUGGCUUACCACUGGUCUCCCGUUUAAAUCAAAGAAUCCUGCAAGCAACCCAAAGAACCAAAGAACCACAUCAAAAAGAAAGAUAAAAAAGAAAAGAAAGAGAGAAAGGAAGGAAAGGACUCCAAAGGAGUGCAUUAGGGACCCUCCAGAACUUAAUAAAAUUCUCCCAUCUUUGGCUGAGAUUGAAGCAAAAAACAGAAAACAUGCUGAUCUUCCUGUUGAUGUUUUGUUACUGACAGUGGAGGAUUGUGAGUUUUUAGCUUGUUACAGUGAGCUAAAAAACCCUUAUAGAUGUUUUUUUCAUGAUCUUGGUUUUGUGUACUUUUCUGAUGUGGGUGAAAGUCAAGAGGAAGUUAAAGUUGCAUUGUUAAGAUGUUACAAAAGUGGUCCUGGUGGUUCUCUCAUCUCUGUAAAGAAUGCUGCCACUGUGCUAAGACCUAGAGCAGUUAUAUCUGUUGGUGCAUGUAGUGGUCUUCACCCUGAGAAAUGCAAGUUAGGAGAUGUUGUUGUUUCUGCCAAAUUAGCAACAUAUGCAUCAAAAGUGGUUUUCAAUAAUCAAGAGCAGUCAACUGGCAUGAGGAGUUAUGUGAGCAAACGCUUCCUGGGUAUCAUUAAGAAUUGUGCGGAUGGCUGGAAAGCACCUUUGAAGAACCUGGCUGAUGCUCAACAAGUUCAAGUGUAUACUGCUGCUGAGUUUCUGACUGGACCAGAACAAGUCAUUUCUGGACGGCGAUGUGAUCAACUUGCUGAAACAAAUCCUCAGGCAAUAGCAAUGGAAAAUGAAGGGGAAGGUAAGUUGACUGUUGUUUUUGUUUGUCAUUACAGCAAAAUAAUUAUAUGUAAGUACACUGUACAUGUUUGAUUAUGGCAAGUCUUGCCUGACCCUCUGGAAAAAUUUUUGGCAUUUUAAUCUCCCUCCCCCUCCCCCUCCCCCUCCCCCAUGGAAAUUCCAUUGAUUAUCCAUGGGUAAGUUAUGGAUAUUUUUUGGAAAGACUUAUUCCAUUUAUAGGUUAUGGUUCACCUUUAUACUUGGUUUCAAUUUUAUUUUCCCUUGUUUGAAACUCAUUAUCAUACAUCACCAUACUCCAAAAUAAAGGAAAAUAAAAUACAAACUAAGGACAAAAUAAUAAUUAUUGAACAACAACGUAUACAAAGUUAACUGAAACCUUCCAUAAAAGGUAAAUCUUUUUUUCCUUAACUUUCUUCAUGAAUCAGCAUGAUUUGGGCUUAAAGAAUGGUAAUGACAUUAAAAUUUAGAGCUUUACUUGAGGUGGAAAGAAAGCAUAAAAUAUUAAAUAAAUUCAACACCUUGCUGGCCAGGAGCCUUUUGUAUGAGGUUGAUUCUUGAAUUACCCCACAGGGGACUUUAGGAAUCUAAAACUUCUCUGUCAAGGUCAUGCCAUUAUUUUUGUAAAACAUUGCUGAUACUUGUAAAAUGUUCUGCUCCUUACCCCACCCUCCCUUUAGUAAGUUAAUAUGUUUACUAUGCGACCCUAAUGUUCCACUGGUAAGCAGUGAGAUGGCGCCAGUGUGGAUGCCACUCAAAGGGUUGUCAAGGUUAUGUGCUGCACUUGGUAGCAUUUUGGGUCCACAAGCCUUGCAGGCACCUCGCCAUNGGAGCCUUUUGUAUGAGGUUGAUUCUUGAAUUACCCCACAGGGGACUUUAGGAAUCUAAAACUUCUCUGUCAAGGUCAUGCCAUUAUUUUUGUAAAAAAUUGCUGAUACUUGUAAAAUGUUCUGCUCCUUACCCCACCCUCCCUUUAGUAAGUUAAUAUGUUUACUAUGCGACCCUAAUGUUCCACUGGUAAGCAGUGAGAUGGCGCCAGUGUGGAUGCCACUCAAAGGGUUGUCAAGGUUAUGUGCUGCACUUGGUAGCAUUUUGGGUCCACAAGCCUUGCAGGCACCUCGCCAUCACUCAUCUUUGAGUUUUAAUAUUACACAUUUACAGACCUUUUAAGCAAAAAUGGCUGCUGUUGUUUUUCCAUACUCUAAAAAUUUGUCCAGUUCUUGGUUUAUAGUCUGUGUAGUUGUGAUUGAUUCUAAUAAAACUGAUCUAAAUUUAAGAGAUUUCUAUUGGAAAAAGCCACCCAGGUAGCCCACCGUGCCUUAUGUUUCUUUAAGUUAACUUCUCAUAGAAUAGGAGUAGACUUGUACCCUUAAAACUCCAUAAACUUUAAUCUUAACUUUACUUUAACUUGAUGCGUAAUGUAAAUAGUUUAAUUCUAUUGGUACGUUUUUAGAGGUGUGCUAAAGCAAUAGCAGCUGAAUGAUGUCUCUGAGGUCCACACAAUUUUUUUUGUGCAUGUACACAGGACUGUCUUAAAACUAAUGUACUGUUUGUUUUGUUUUCCUACAGGAGUAUUUGCAGCAGCAUUUGAUUGUGGAAUUGAGUGGUUAAUUGUGAAAGGAAUAGCUGAUUAUGCAGAUGGCUCUCAGCUGACUUCUGAGAGUUGGUCUUCCUGUGCAAGUGUGAUGGCAGCAUCUCUUGUUGCACACAUUUUGAAUGAACCCUGCGUUUUUCAUUCAUGGCCUCAUUAUCAAGGUAACCAUUCUCAUAAAGGGCAUAAAAAUUAUGAUUUAUUGAAUCCAUUGAUGGGUUACUUAAUACAGUCACAGAUAAGCUACAUGGUAUAAAUUAUACGCACUUUGGGUACACACAUGUAUUAUCCCAAAUUCAGGUGUCCAAUACACCCCACUUGUUCAAAUUGUGUAA
Molecule: messenger RNA, 2781 nt
Organism: Porites evermanni
Lineage: Eukaryota; Metazoa; Cnidaria; Anthozoa; Scleractinia; Poritidae
Source: the annotation of a GenBank genome assembly